UAAACCCGCAGUUCGUGGGUUUAGGACGUGUUUAAACCCGCAGUUCGUGGGUUUAGGACGUGUUUAAACCCGCAGUUCGUGGGUUUAGGACGUGUUUAAACCCGCAGUUCGUGGGUUUAGGACGUGUUUUCUCGCGGCUGACGGGACCGUUGACGCGGCAUGGACGACAGCAAGCCCAGCAGCCCCGGAGAUUACUACAGCUCAGUGGAGAGCGACCUGAAAGUGGAGCUCACCGAGAAGCUUUUUGCUCUCGACACGGAGGGAGACAGCGCUGCCAGCACCGAGAAUCAUGAAGGAAGCCCCAAAACACACUGCUGUGAUGAUUGUGAGCAAGUCUUCGCCAAUUCAUCAAACCUGAAGAAGCAUAAGAAAACUCACACUGUUGAUAAACCGUACAGAUGUGAUCAGUGUGGUGCGGCUUUGGCCCAAAAAGGUCAACUAAAGCAACACCAACGUAUUCACACUGGAGAAAAGCCUUACAGAUGUGAUCAGUGUGAAGCGGCUUUUGCCGCAUCAAGUAAUUUAAAGAUUCAUAAACGUAUUCACACUGGAGAAAAGCCUUACGGAUGUGAUCAGUGUGGAGCGGCUUUUGUCCAACAAGGUAAACUAAAGCAACACCAGCGUAUUCACACUGGAGAAAAGCCUUACAGAUGUGAUCUGUGCGGGGCGUCUUUUGCUCAGCAAAGUGCUUUAAGGAGUCACCAACGUAUUCACACUGGAGAAAAGCCUUUCAGCUGUGAUCAGUGUGGAGCGGCUUUUGCCCGUCAAAGUCACCUAAGGAGUCACCAACGUACUCACACUGGAGAAAAGCCUUACAGAUGUGAUCAGUGUGGAGCUUCUUUUAGCGACUCAAGUGGUCUCAGAGUCCACCAACGUAUUCACACUGGAGACAAGCCUUACAGAUGUGAUCAGUGUGUAGCGGCUUUUGCCAGUAAAGCUGCUUUAAGGAUUCACCAAUGUAUUCACACUGGAGAAAAGCCUUACAGAUGUGAUCAGUGUGUAGCGGCUUUUACCCAAAAAGGUGCUUUAAGGAGUCACCAACGUAUUCACACUGGAGAAAAGCCUUACUUAUGUGAUCAGUGUGGAGCGGCUUUUGCCCAUCAAGGUGCUUUAAAGAGUCACCGACGUAUUCACACUGGAGAAAAGCCUUACAAAUGUGAUCAGUGUGGAGCGGCUUUUCCCUAUCAAAGUUCUCUAAGGUAUCACCAACAUAUUCACACUGGAGAAAAGCCCUACGGAUGUGAUCAGUGUGGAGCGGCUUUCAGCCAAUCAAGUCAUCUAAAGAGACACCAACGUAUUCACAUUGGAGAAAAGCCUUACAGAUGUGAUCAGUGUGGAGCAGGUUUUGCCACAUCAAGUAAUCUAAGGAGUCACCAACGUAUGCCGGAGGGGAAGGUGAAGAAUCCCGGGAAACGCAGCAGGAAACCGGUCAAGAUCGACCUGCGGGAGGAGCUGGACAUGAAUCAUGAAGGAAGACCCAAAAGACACUGCUGUGAUGAUUGCGAGCAAGUCUUCACCACUUCAUCAAACCUGAAGAAGCAUAAGAAAACUCACACUGGUGGUAAACCGUACAGCUGUGAUCAGUGUGGAGCGGCUUUUGCCCGACAAGGUCACCUAAAGCAACACCAGCUCAUUCACACUGGAGACAAGCCUUACAGAUGUGAUCAGUGUGGAGCAGCUUUUGCCCAAAAAGGUAACCUAAAGCAACACCAACGUAUUCACACUGGAGAAAAGCCUUACAGAUGUGAUCAGUGUGGAGCAGCUUUUGCCCAAAAAGGUAACCUAAAGCAACACCAGCGUAUUCACACUGGAGAAAAGCCUUACAGAUGUGAUCAGUGUGGAGUGGCUUUUGCCGAGCAAGGUGCUUUAAGGAGGCACCAACGUAUUCACACUGGAGAAAAGCCUUACAGAUGUGAUCAGUGUGGAGUGGCUUUUGCCCAGCAAAGUGAUCUUACAAAACACCAACCUAUUCACACUGGAGAAAAGCGUUACAGAUGUGAUCAGUGUAGAGCAGCUUUUGCCCGGCAAGAUCAAUUGGCGACUCACCAACGUAUUCACACUGGAGAAAAGCCUUACAGAUGUGUUCAGUGUGGAGCGACUUUUGCCCAGCAAAGUGCUAUAAGGAUUCACCAACGUAUUCACACUGGAGAAAAGCCUUACAGAUGUGAUCAGUGCGGAGCAGCUUUUAGCGACUCAAGUAAUCUAAGUAGACAUCAACAUAUUCACACUGGAUAAAAAGUGUACAUUUGUGAU
Messenger RNA from Cololabis saira (Pacific saury), 2253 nucleotides. Its product is annotated as zinc finger protein 845-like. The record is from RefSeq and is a predicted model, not a curated record. NCBI's taxonomy places the organism in Eukaryota, Metazoa, Chordata, Actinopteri, Beloniformes, Belonidae. The transcript has 5 exons. The coding region runs from base 160 to 2235 and encodes 691 amino acids.